UGCACCUAGUGGACUGAUUUUGACAGCCGCUUUUCACAGUUUCACAAAUUUUUGCCACAAAGUAAUAAUAAAAUUUAUAAUUUUCCUUUUCAAUUUUUUAUCACAAAAAAAUAUAAAUCGAUUGUGCAAAAACAUUACCAAACAUCAAAUAACACCACCACACAAUGGAACAAACGAAUAUCAGUGAUGCUGAAAAAGUGAGAAUCGUGUCGGAUUUUAUUCUUCAUGCACCGCCUGGAGAAUUCAAUGAAGUGUUCAACGAUGUCCGUGAGUUGCUCAAGAAUGAUGGACUCCUUAAAGAAGGUGCUAGUUCAGCUUUUGCUCAGUAUAAUAAAGAUCAGCUGACACCAGUUAGGAUUGAAGGAAGCGAUCAUAAUGCUGUUAUAUCGGAACACAAUGAUUUGGGAAGUGGACGCUUCUAUGAUCCACGCACCAAGCAAUCGUUUAAAUACGACCAUUUGCGAAAAGAAGCCACUGACUACCAAAACUUAGAAAGCGAUGCAUUUGCAGAGGCAUGGCGUUCGGCUCUCGAUAUUGAAGCUAUUGCAUAUACUUCCAACCACUACAGGCACGGUGUCUGCUCCGUGUUUGGAAAGUCACAAGGUGGCCAAAUAACAUUAACCAUCUGUAUUGAAGACCAUCAAUUUCAGCCGAAAAACUACUGGAAUGGACGAUGGCGAUCUCAGUGGCAUGUAAGUUUUCAGCCAGGCAGUGGUAGUGCGGAACUUAAAGGUGUCUUAAAAGUGCAGGUACAUUACUACGAAGAUGGUAACGUACAGUUAGUGUCAUCGAAAGAGUGCCGUGAUGCUCUCAUAGUAACUAAUGAACAACAAACAGCCAGAGAGAUAAUUCGACUAAUUGAAGAAGCCGAAAACGAAUACCAACUGGCAAUAUCCGAGAACUACCAAACAAUGUCGGACACAACAUUCAAGGCUAUGCGCCGACAACUUCCAAUCACCCGAACUAAAAUUGAUUGGACCAAAAUCGUGUCGUAUACUAUUGGUAAAGAACUGAAAACGCAAUAAGGCAUUUAUAUAAAAAAAAAACAAUUAUUGUUCAUUUUUCUUUAAACGAAACAAAAACAAAACAAAAAAAAACCUAUUAAAACAAAACAAAAUAAAGAAAAUUUAUCAACUUAUAUAUAUACUUUGUUGUGCAAAUAGUGGCUGGCUUAUACAAAAGCAGAAAGUAUUUCAAAAAGUAUGCCGUUCAAAACAAAAUUGUAUUAAAUUAAUAAACAUUUUAUAUUUAGUUUUCUCGGUUUUGUAUUAAAUUAUUUUAUAUAUAUUUUCUACAACCCAAACACGAUUCCGUAUAUGUAGUAGGUUACUCUCUAUCUCCAUUGGUUAUAAUUUUUUAUUAACUUUUUUUUUUUUUUUUUUAUUUACAAACAUUUGGAUUCGUUAAAAAGUAUAACUAUAUAAAUUUUUAUAAAUAUAUAUUUUUAUCAGUAGAUAAUAAAGUAAUUCUUCAUACAACAAAUCAAUUUAAUAAAAAGCAAAAUUUAUUUACA
Messenger RNA from Episyrphus balteatus (marmalade hoverfly), 1513 nucleotides. RefSeq names its product F-actin-capping protein subunit alpha (gene cpa). The record is from RefSeq and is a predicted model, not a curated record. The transcript has 5 exons. Gene Ontology annotation, biological process: actin cytoskeleton organization; barbed-end actin filament capping. Gene Ontology annotation, molecular function: actin filament binding. The coding region runs from base 165 to 1025 and encodes 286 amino acids. Lineage: Eukaryota; Metazoa; Arthropoda; Insecta; Diptera; Syrphidae. Gene Ontology annotation, cellular component: actin cortical patch; F-actin capping protein complex.